AUGCCAGAUCCAAGGAAUAUCCUAUCAUACUCAGAGCUUCCAGGUCCAACAAGUCUUCAUCAUGAUUUCAAAUUCCCAACUAAGGAUUCCAAAACCAAGUCAAAAGAAAAAGAAAGAGGAAAACUGAAAGGCAAAGAUGAAGAAAUUGUUCCAGAAACAAGUUUAGGUAUUGAAAAGCGUGGUGAGAAUUGUAAAAGGAAAUGUGAUCAAGGAAGUCAAAUUGAAAACACGAAAAAGAUGACAUCAAAUUCAGCAAGUUCGAAAGCGUCUGGAAUAAAGAAAGAUUUAGUUAGCGUACCCACUUCUAGUAGUACUAGUAGGAGUCGAACGAACAAUUUACCUAGUUGUGAUGGUCAGAAUGAAGAAUCUUUCAGGAACAAAAGUUAUAAUCAAGUCAUUGGAUCAAAACUUUCAGUCUUAGGAAGUAAUAGUGGAGAGCUUAAAAAGAAAUUAUCAGAGUAUAGUAUACGACAAAUUAAUCGAUCUCAAAGGUUUUUAGCUAAACGAUUAAGUUCUAAAAGUUUACAUGAAGAUAUGAUAGGGAUGAAGAUUAAUGAAGGAACAGCAAGGGAAGAAGAAUUUGAAGAUUUCCUUUAUCCAUCAGUGCCUAUCAGUUCUAUACCAGCUAGAAGUCUUCCACCACCACUUUCUCCAUCGGGUUUGGAAACAGUUUCCGAGCGACCCAAAAUGAUUGAAACUUCGUUACCAGUUAGUUCAAGCUCUUCUGGAAAGAAGACGAGAAAUGAAAGCGUGAUCUCAUCUUCCAAAAGUUCAUCACAACCUACACGAGAUCUUAGCGAAGUAGAACUUUCUACCACAACAGAUAAUGAUACUAGUCAUCAAAGUUCAGUGACAGCAUUGAAGGAUAGAAAUCGAAAAAAGAAAAAGGAAGAAAACUUAUUAGUGAUUUUAAAGAGAUUUGAUACGAUUUUCUUGAUUGAUGAUAGUGUUUCAAUGUCUAAAGGUGAUAUGUGGAAAGAGACUGGUGAAGUUUUAAAAGCUCUUGCUAGUAAAGCUAUCCGGUAUGGGUCUAAUGGAGUUGAUGUCUUUUUCUUGAACUCUCCAAAAGGAUUGAAGAAGACUAGGACGUGGAAAGAAGUUGAAGACCUUUUUCAAUUAGAAGAAUUAAAAGCUCCUUCAACUCAAAUCGGUAUACAAUUCUUACAAAUUGGAGAUAAUAGUGAGGCAACCGAAUUUCUUAAGAUAUUGGAUGAUGAUCUUAUAAGUGUGUAUGGGAUCAAACGGGAUAUCGUAGUGGAAUUAACCGGCAUAAAACAAGCGCUUUUUGUACCAGCACGGCGUUGUGCUUCAAUUUGUACUAUGAACGAUUAUAUGUCUGCAGCGGUUCAAGCUAUAGAUAUACACGAGUCUGUUAAAUCAGCCUCUAAGGGUUGGCCUCUCAAAGAUGCAUGUGAUAAUGCUUCCGGUGGUGUAGAAGCCAUUUAG
Messenger RNA from Melampsora larici-populina 98AG31, 1446 nucleotides. RefSeq lists its product as uncharacterized. The record is from RefSeq and is a predicted model, not a curated record. The transcript has 7 exons. The coding region runs from base 1 to 1446 and encodes 481 amino acids. NCBI's taxonomy places the organism in Eukaryota, Fungi, Basidiomycota, Pucciniomycetes, Pucciniales, Melampsoraceae.